ACGGACUGGAGAAUGUCUACAAAUGUCGUGUGGGUCAGGACCAACCCUAAAUGUAUCAAACUGGAGCUGCCUGAAAACACAACAAUUCCUAACUUACACGAAGUCAAGGAAAACAUGACCAUGGGAACGACGUUGGUUACCAACCCUCAAGGAGGCUUUCUGGCCUGUGGUCCCCAGUACGGCUACAUGUGUGGUCAGCAGACGUACAUCUCUGGGGUCUGUACCAACGUCAGCUCAACCUUCCAGGUGCUCAACUCUAUCGCCCCGGCUGUGCAAGAGUGUGCCAAAGAGCUUGACAUUGUCAUGGUUCUUGACGGCUCCAACAGUAUCUGGCCCUGGACCAGCAUCAUUGAAUUCCUGGUCAAGUUUCUGAAGAAUAUCGAAAUUGGAGCUAAACUGUCACAGGUGGGCAUUGUGUCGUAUGGAGAGGAAGUCACUCACAAUGUCAACCUCAGCCAGUUUGAUACCACUCAAUCCCUCCUGGCCAAAGUGGAGAAACUUCCCCAGCAAACAGGUUUCAAGACUAUGACCGCCCUGGGAAUUGACACUGCAAGGAAAGAGGCCUUCACUGUGGAGCGAGGGGCGCGGCCGGGGGUCAAGAAGGUCAUGAUAAUUGUGACGGACGGAGAGUCACAUGACUUUUAUAACCUCGACAAGGUCAUCAAAGAAUGUGAGGAGGACGAUAUCGAGAGGUUCGGUAUCGCUGUGCUUGGUGAUUACAACAGGAACAACAGAAGCAUCAAGGAGGUGAAGAAAUUCAUUGAGGAGAUCCAGUCGAUCUCCAGCGAUCCUGUGGGAGAUCACUUCUUCAACGUGUCGGAUGAGUUUGCCUUGCUGAACAUCGUAGAUGCCCUGGGCAGCAGGAUCUUUGCCUUGGAGGCAACGUCAGGUAACUACACCUCGUCUUUUGAGAUGGAGAUGUCCCAGGCUGGAUUUAGUGCCCACACCUCUAAAGAGGGUGUGAUGCUGGGUGCUGUGGGGGCGUAUGAGUGGAACGGGACAGUAGUGAUGCAUACCGACCAGGGUACCGUGGUUCCUCUAAACGCAGACUUCCAAGACCCCCUGGAUGAGAGGAAGGAGAGCCUGGCGGGGUACGUGGGUUAUGCUGUACAGUCAGCCUCAACCCCUAAUGGUGUAUUAUACAUCACAGGAGCACCGCGGUACAACCACACAGGCAGAGUCAUCGUGUACAAACUGGAUGGGGAAAGCAUCACAGUCACACAAGUACUGAAAGGAGAGCAGAUUGGCUCCUACUUUGGCAGCGUGCUCCAGACGGUGGAUGUUGACCAGGACUCCUACACAGACAUCCUGCUGGUGGGAGCUCCUAUGUUCAUGGGCCCAGAGAGGGAGGAACAGGGACAGGUUUACGUCUACAAACUCAAUGAGAAGGGCCUAUUUGAGCACCAGACCACGCUGAAGCCAGACAACCAGACGUGUUGUACCUCGGCCCACUCCCACGGUUGCACCAUCGUCAACACCAACGGCCCGUGUGGCGCCCGCUUCGGCACCGCCAUCGCAGAGGUCAGUGACCUGGACCUGGACGGGAACCGGGACGUGGCCAUCGGGGCGCCACUGGAGAACGACCACAAAGGGGCAGUCUACGUCUACCAUGGAGCCAAGAAGACCAUCAAGGAAAAAUAUGUGCAGCGUAUCCCAGGCCCUGGAGACGGGGUGAAGACUAAGUUCUUUGGCCAGUCGAUCCACGGAGUCAUGGAUCUGAACGGAGACGGAAUUAUAGACAUUACCAUCGGAGGGCUGGGAGGGGCUUCUCUGUUCUGGUCGAAGGAUGUUGCUGUGCUUUAUGCCAACAUGACCUUUGACCCAAACAAGAUCAACCUACAGCAGCCCUCUGAAGAUUGUGUGCUGGGUGAGAGAGCCACUGUGUGUGUGAAGACCAGGGUCUGCUUUAACUACAGUGUCAAGUCUGAGAAGGACCACACUAACUUGGGCACAGCCAUUAAGUACAACCUGACUCUGGACUCUCUGAGGGCAAAGUCGAGGGCAGCGUUUGUCAACCCUGACGAGAAGAGUGAGAGGAAGGUCCAGGUCACCGCCAACAUCAUAGAUGCUCUGUGUCUGGAGCAUUCCUUUGCCAUGAAGGCUAAUCUGGACUUCAGGGACCCAAUCAUGGUCUCCCUAGAGUUUGGUCUGGCUGAGGACACAGGCCCCGUCCUGGAUGGAGACUUACCAACGUCACUCAACAAAACGAUUCCUUUGGUGGACUGUGGGAGCGAUGACAAGUGCAUAGCUGACCUAUCCCUGAAGGCUGUGCCAAGUAUACAAAGUCUUGUGAUCAAAGCCAACAAGGAAAAGUUCCAUGUGCUCAUUACCAUUAGAAACAGUCAAGACAAUGCCUACAAUACCAAAGUCAUGCUCAGCUUUACUGAAAACAUAAACUACGUCAAAGUCAAGGCCAAUGACAAAGUCUGCAGUCUGAAUAAUACCAAAGUUGAGUGUGCUGUGGGAUAUCCAUUCCUCAAAAGCAAUGUAGAGGAGGUGUUUGAGAUCCUGUUUGAAGUCAACCCUGCACACGUCUGGAAAGAAAUUCAGAUCAACGUAACUGCAUCCAGUGACAGUGAGGAAUUGAAGACCACCCUCCAUGACAACUCUGUGAGAAUCUCCAUCCCUGUGAAGUACGAGGCUGGACUCAGAUUCACUGCCGACAGGCAUAUGAAGGAGGACCACAUCAUAGUGAAAGAGGGAGAGCAGUACCCCAGCGUCUUCAACCACACCAGUGUGAUAGGAGAAGAGGUCAAGAUCAUCUAUACGGUUAAAAAGGUGUGGAUAUGGAGACUCCUCCUCUAAAGCUGAGGGUGAUGUACCCGUACCUAUCACCUAGUGAGAACAUCCUGCU
This is a messenger RNA of Salvelinus sp. IW2-2015, 2854 nucleotides long. The record is from RefSeq and is a predicted model, not a curated record. NCBI's taxonomy places the organism in Eukaryota, Metazoa, Chordata, Actinopteri, Salmoniformes, Salmonidae.